AUGUUGACACCACAUCAUAAGCCCCGGCUGCUGUUGCCUAAAAGUGCCUUCUGGAGCUGUCGAGGGACAUGGAAGAGAGCAGGAAUCAAUACACUUCGAUGUCUCGUAGGAUGUACAGUCGGCGAUUUCUCUGCACUGUGGACGCUACAGACAUAUGCACCAGACUUGGGCAUGGGUACUAUUAUGGCUCUAUCAAUGACAUGUGGUCUUGGUACCUCGAUCGCAUUGGAGACAGGCCUACUGCGUUGGGGCAAGGACAAACUGCCCAUGAAUAUGGCAUUCAAGACAGCAAUGAGCAUGAGUUUUCUCUCGAUGCUAGCCAUGGAACUGGCAGAAAAUGUUGUUGACUUCCAUCUGACUGGUGGAGUGAUAGCACUGCAAGAUACACGUUUCUGGGGUGCUGCAGUGAUUAGUAUUGCGGCUGGAUACUUAGUGCCACUACCAUGGAACUACUAUAGGUUGAGAAGAUGGGGAAAGGCGUGUCAUUAG
Molecule: messenger RNA, 489 nt
Organism: Aureobasidium namibiae CBS 147.97
Lineage: Eukaryota; Fungi; Ascomycota; Dothideomycetes; Dothideales; Saccotheciaceae
Exons: 3
Coding region: 1-489 (162 amino acids)
Source: RefSeq, a predicted model, not a curated record